Molecule: messenger RNA, 6596 nt
Organism: Chelmon rostratus (copperband butterflyfish)
Lineage: Eukaryota; Metazoa; Chordata; Actinopteri; Chaetodontiformes; Chaetodontidae
Gene: rassf3
Product: Ras association domain family member 3
Exons: 7
Coding region: 41-1339 (432 amino acids)
Biological process (GO): signal transduction
Cellular component (GO): cytoplasm
Source: RefSeq, a predicted model, not a curated record
CACCGACGGGUGCCGUGGCGCAGAACGAGGAGCGUGCGUAAUGCUUAACGUCGUGCACCACGGUCGGAAAUACUCCCCCACGCGCUCCCCGGUCACAGACGACUCUCCAUUAACCGUGCGGGCUGUUCACAUCAAGAAAUCCCCCGGUACACUGACCGAGGCACCGGAAGCUACUUGGCCGCCGCCGAGCGCCAGGAUGCGGAUCUCUAAGGUUAGCAAGGGCGCGGUGGUGGUCAGAGCUGUCCGGCGUCAUCCGUCUCCUCAACCGCCCAGUCUGGAGAGCCUGGAGGCGGCUUGGAGUGAGCGAAGGCACUCGGAGGUGAAACCACCGGAGAGUUUACCGUUCAAUGAGAGGAGAAACGGCGAGCCAGAGGCCGCCGUGAACGGGGUGGAAGGUCACGGCGGAGGGCCAGUGCGGAGCAGGAAGAGGGGGUUCAGACCCCCUGAUGUGAGGACCAUCUUCUCCCCCGGAGAGAGGGACCCCAGGGUGGAGGAGGAGUCCGGCGAGGGACACACCUUCGAGCCUGGAGGCGAGAACACCUGGUGUGAUGUGUGCUGUCACUACAUCUUACAGCAUGGGCUCACCUGUGCAGGCUGUAAGUACACGUGUCACGCGGCGUGUCGGGACCGAGUGUCUCUGGACUGUCACCCUGCAGCUUCACCCAUCAGUCAGGACCAGCUCAACAACAACACACAGCUGCAUGAUGUGGAGAAGGAGCGAGAGCUGCGGACCGAGUUCAGCAGGGAGGAAAUCAGGCAGAAGAUCGAGCUGUACAACUCGGUGACCAGAGACCACCUUAAGAUGACACUGAGUCAGACUGGUGUGUAUACUGGUUUCGUCAAGGUCCAGAUGGACUUGAGGAGGCCCGUGACGGUGCGGGGGGGUCAGAAAGGAGCGGGAGGAGUGGUGGUGGAGGAGGCCUUCUAUCUGCCCAGAGGAGUCACCAACACCCUCCACAUCAGCUCCAAUAACACAGUCAAACAGGUGAUCGUCGCCCUGCUCAACAAAUUCACAGUCGCAGACAACCCGGCCAAGUAUGCCCUGUACAAACGCUACCGCAGGGAGGAGCAGGUGUAUGUGUGUAAGCUGGCGGAUGGCGAGCAGCCGUUGUUUCUUCGUCUGGUGGCGGGGCCCGACACCGACAAGCUCAGCUUCGUACUGAGAGAACAACAGACGGGAGAAGUCAUGUGGGAUGCAUUCUCCAUCCCUGAGCUGCGUAACUUCCUGCGGAUCCUCGACAAGGAGGAGGACGAGCAGAGGGAGGCGAUGAUCCGCCGCUACGAGGCCUACCGCCAGAGACUGCAGGAGGCGCUGAGGGAGGUCAGAGGGCCUUCUUAGAGGACUAACCUCCAGAAACAGGACUGCUGCCCCCUAGAGGGACGGAGGAAGUGAUUUUUCUUUCCUCCGCAGGGGAGAGAAAGUGUGUAAAUUUUGUUGAAGAGAGGGAUGUGAACGCAGAAUAAGAAGAGAGGAUCCAGCGCCUGGAGGACGGGAUGAUAGAGACAGAAGGAGGGAUGAUAUAAAGAGGACAGCAAGCGAAGGACAAGUGGAUAACGGGAUGAAAGGACAGAACCGGGAUGGAUGCUGCUGGUGUUUGAUUCAGCCUGGAUUAAAGACUUCAAACUGCUGCCUGCAGUCUGUCUGCUCACACCAAAGAUUCAGUUGAUUGUGCCAUAUUCACUCAUCCCCCCUCCAUCCAUCCCUCUCUUCUUCUUCUUCUUCUUCUUCUCUCACUGUCCUGCUGUCACAUAAUUUAUGCAGUUUAUCUGAUUCCUCGUCGGUUCCCCUUUUUAUCCUUUAAACUUGUGAAAGACUCAAGGCCAUAUGUUGAGUUUUAUUUAAUGUGUUUGUUUGAAAGGUCUGUACAUAUUUUUUUUUCUUAAUUUAUAUGGGUGAAGCUCUUUUUUUUAUCAUUUUAUUUUGUUUUCUUACAACAAAAAAGUCUUAGUUUAUUCUACAUAGGCGGAGCACCACACACAGGGAAUAGUUUAUCCAGUCUGCUAUUAGCUUAGCUACAUGACAGGAAGUCAGAGAAUAACCUGGAAGCAAAGACGUGUUGAUCGUCGCCGCAUUUUGCUUGAAUUAUCCUGAAAGUUUCUGAAGUGAGAGAGUCUGCUUGCAUGUAUGGAGUCUAAAGUGUGCCAAAAAAAAAAAAAGUGAGGACUUUUUAUUAUUAUUGUUAUUAUUAUUACUAUUUUGUCUCUUUUAAUUCAGUGUGCAGACACUUUAAGAAAUGGAAAGAAUUUUAACAUCUAUUCAAAAAAGUAAUUUAGCAACUCCAUUAUACAUUAAAAAUUUUAAUAAAUAUAAAAAUUGCAAAUCACUCAUAUCUGUUUUCUGAAAAUAUUUUUAGAUAAUACUUUUGUUUAACUCAUUUUAUGAAUUCAGCAUAGAAUUUGAAUGUACAAGUAGCUAUAAUAUAUAUAUAUAUAUAUAUUUACUUGUUUUCUUUAUGCAUGAUGAUAUUGCAGAUUUAAUUAAACCAUAAAUAAUUUCUCUUUUUUAGCUCUUUUAUUAUCAUUAUUGGCACACUUCAGACUCCAUAGAGGCCGUCCUGAAACAACGUUGUAGAUGAAGGUACAGAGAAAUAAAGAGGUGAAUUUCAGGUUUAGUGUCAUGACACAUGAAGUGGUGAUGUUUCGACUGCAAUAAUGGAGUCAGACAGAUGCUUGUGAGCACAGGUAGAAAUUCAUUUUUUGUUGUAAAAAGCAUUGUCAUGGAGAGUGAAGACGAGUGAGGAUGACGACCUGGUUGGAUUCAAGCCUUUAUUUGCGUUUUCACUCCACCAGCAGAGUUUGAGGAAGCAUGAACUGAUGUAGUUUGAAUAGAUGUGACCCCUGACCUUUGACCCUGCAUGGUCGGAGCAGGGAGGAGUGAGAUUUUGACCGGUUUCUGGAAGUUGACUGAGCAGUUUAGAGGAAGUAGACGAGAAACAUUAGAUGUAGGAAGGAAGAUAAACAGAGAAGUUUUGUUUUGGAAAUGGACAGAGGAGGUGUACAUGGGAAAGACUGUCAUAAAAGCAGUGUGACCAUAACCUUGAGGACAAUGACGGGAUUUUCCUCAAAGCAGAGUCACCGUGAUUAACUGCUUGCUCGCUUUUUGCAUUUAUGAAAGCUCUUAUAAUCCACAGCGGAGAGAAAAGGAGGUCUGUAAGUGCUGAUAGCUGCAGAGGACAGGGGAGGAAAAAUGGCUGCAUUGUGUCGUUCUCCUGUCCGUCUGUCUGCAGGCAUUCAUUUAAAACGCCUGUGUUUUUGUACUCUUAUCUCAAGUUGAAACGUGCAGCCUUGACCUCUUUGUCAACCUGGGUUUCAGCUUUUUUUUUUUUUCUUGUGGAUAAAAGAGAGAAAUAUUAAGGAGGGAAAUGGAAAGAAAGGAUGGUAGGAUAGAAGGGGAUAAGCAAAGGAUGGAAGGACGGAAAUUUCAUGAAAGAUGCUUUAGGGAGUGCAGAAGAAGGUGAAAGGCCUUUUGUGCAGUUAGGGUUCAUGUGAGGCUCCUUGUGAGGUCAUAAAGGCCUUUUGAUGGUGUUGCAAGUGAAUAGCUGCCUUAAAUGUAUAUACAAAGUCUUCUUUGGUAUAUGUAAUUAAUCAUUUAUGGCUUUAGAGACCAAAGAGGCUUGUUUUCAGUGUAGUUUUGUCGACAAAUAUUUGCUUUUUGAAGCAGCAGUUAUUCAGAUAUUUAAGGAAACAACAGACAAACAAGCAAAAAUAAAUCAUAGAGAUAAUCGAGUCAUUAAAAACAUGUAAAACGCUUCAUUGUUUGAGCUGCAGGUACUGAAUGAAGUCAAGCCGGCUGCUGCUGCGGUGCAUUUCUGUAGAACACGCUUGUACAAUAUCGCCCUCUAGUGGACAAAUACUGCAACUGUUCUCUCAUUUCUGUGUCAAAUCUAUAUCUUACAGAUUUAUUUUAUUUGUUUUGUUAUAACCAAAGAUAUUUUUGUGGUGUUGCCUGGAGCAAAAAUCUAUUCGAGGCCUUUUCCCACUGGAGGGAAAAAAGUAGAGUUUAGAGUUUUAUUUAAAGGGGUUUUAACCCUGGUUUAUUCUACUAUCAAACACUGGGUUAAAUCUACGGAAGCAAAAAGGCCACAAGGGUUUGAACGUUACAAGCAACUGAAUACGUAACAGUGAUAUUUAAAGGGGCAUUCCACCAAUUUUAUCCAUAUUCAGUUUCGAGGAGUUAUUAAAAAAGAAACCUCUGACGAUGUCAUAAUGAUGUCAUCUCAGCUUGGUCUUGAAGCAUGUGAAUGUGUGAAGUUUGAGGCAUUUCAGAGGCAGGGAGGGUCUGAUGGAAGAUGUUAUUUAGUUGCAUUAUGGGAAAUGUAGGAUGCAGCUUUUUUGAGCUUGACCUAUACAAGAGACUAAAAGAACGAUUUUUAGACCAUUAAUUUUGUCUCUCACAAGUACACAAACUUUAUGGAACUGCAAUAAUGAAUAACUGGAGUAGCCCAAAUGCUUAAUGUUGAUAUUUAAAUACCACUGAAUUUAGAGCAUGAAAUAUUUAGCUCUAGUGAUUUAAAGUUGGGGUUCACAAAUUCAGAGAUUAAAUUCAUGUGUAUGAAAAAACACUUGUGUUGUAUAGAAGUUGCUCAAAGUUAAGAUCUAAAAAUUAAUUCAACUCAUAAAAUCAAGUGAUCGAAAUCCAUAUAAACAUAAAAAAAUUCUACUUUCUGAAUCUUUGAAAUUAGCUGCUGUAUAUUUCAAAGAUAAUUCAAACCACAUACAUGAGAUGUUCAGCUGCUUAUGAAUCUCAAACUAUUUUGGCCCUUUUAUCUUCCGUAUAAUAUAUAUAUUUUAAAAUGAUAUGAAAGUCUGCAUGGAAACAGUUGGUGUAUCUUAAAGCCAUGUUGUUGUUGUUGUUGUUGUUGUUUGUGUAUCUGAUAAACAACUUUAGCUUUUAAAACUCAUCAGACCAGACUAGUUGUAUCAAUUAAUCGUUUUUUGGGCACUUUAACUUUAACUUUGAAUUCAGGGAAAACGGGUUUUUUAAUUUUUCUUUUUCCUCCUGUUUAAUCUGCAAACUGCCGCCAUCACACUCUGUACUUUAUCUUAACAUCUAAUAUACUCUAAUCUUAUUUUGAAAGACCUUGUUAAGCUCCACUCAUAAUUGUGUUUUUUUAUUUUUAUUUUGUACAAAUGGAAGUACAGUGUGACAGAAGUUAUUUAAGCUCAUUUUAUUUUUUGUCACAACGAGCUUCCGUAUGUUUUCUCAGAGUUAACUGUCCACUGUGAAACGUUUGGUUGAAUCUCGACUCUCGCGUGUGUUCCUGUUUGUCUCUUUGUGUACAUACACGCUAACUGUGCACGCUAGCGGGCGGUCCGACAUUAAAGCAUGCGUUACCGUAGAUGAGCUGUGGGUCAGACGACGUUUGGAAAACGAUCUUUUGAGUGAAAAUGGUGAAAACAAAUACUGUUUUUCAAAAUUCUGUCAGAUCUGCCAGUAAUAUAAAUCAGGCUUGUUUUUGGGCCAGUAGUGUUAAUGAAUGAAGAGCUGAUAUAUGACACCUGCUGUGUAUUCAGAGAUCUUGUUUUAAGGUUGUUCAGCCAUAAUUAGAGUCACAGAGCGCCCAGACGGCUGGCUGUGAGCUUCUUUUUGACCUUGGAAAAAGAUGUUUGACCAAAAUUUCAGAAUAUUCAGAAAAUUAAUUACAUCUAGUUUUAUACUCGAUACAAGAAUAUCUAUUUGUUGUGGUUUUAAAAAUCCCAAAUUUAGAUAUCCAUGAUGAUGACCACCACAUUCACUCUGUUAGCAGCUGUUCUGGAGCUUUCGAUUAUAUUACUUGGUCUUCAUCAGCAGAAGUUUUCUUUUUUCCUGAGGACUUUUCAUCCACAAAAGCUGAGGUUCAAAGGUCAUUCCUGAUGAUGAAGCAAACACUUGCUUUGUCAAACAGCUCAAAAUCAGCUCAUCACCUUAAAUUUCCCGUCAGUUUUUAAGCUCCUGAGGUCGUUUUUCUUCAUUUUUUUGCGAUCUGUGUCUCCUAAAGUUAAAUGCCAAAGAUCUGUGUGGAGCUCUGCUGCCAUUUUUCCAUUUAUGCUGUUUUCCGUUGCACGCUGGGACUGACUCUAGAGAACAGAUGCUCAUUGAUUCAUCAGGUUUAUCUCUUGUGAUGAAUUCCUCCUAAGCACCUGAGCUCAGAAACAAGAACUCUGUUGUUCUACACUUGAUGAUAAAAAGGUCGCGGGUGUUUAUUUCAGACCUGAGCUGCAAAACGCCAAAUUACUGUCAGAAUUAGAAUCAAGGAAAGGACGAAUGAGGAGCUCAGAGAUGGUUUAUAAAGAUAAAUCCUUAUUUCAAAGUCAAUAGAAGCCAUAUUUUAGUGGAAGACUUUGUUGGAUUUUGGCCUUCGAGCUCAGGUCUGAAAGCUCGGACCUCUGCAGUGCCUUUCUACAGUGUGACAGCAGCAGAACAAGGAGCCGCAGACAGAAAAACAAACCUGCAGGACAGACGGACGUUUCACCAGAUGUCGCUUUUUGUUGCAGUUCUCUCUGUAGGUGAACAGGUUUAUCUCUGUCGGUAUCUCGUGUUUUCUCUUUGAAUCGUUACCAAAUGUGGCCUUUCCUCACACAAGGCGGGCCGCGACUAUUAAAGCUGAAAUUAAAAC